Molecule: messenger RNA, 2232 nt
Organism: Colletotrichum graminicola M1.001
Lineage: Eukaryota; Fungi; Ascomycota; Sordariomycetes; Glomerellales; Glomerellaceae
Exons: 4
Coding region: 1-2232 (743 amino acids)
Molecular function (GO): protein binding
Source: RefSeq, a predicted model, not a curated record
AUGGCUGUGAAAGAUGGCGUCUCCUACUACCCGACGAACAACCUGAUUUCGAAGAAGCCGCGGAAACACUACCGCAUUCCUGUUCGAUCUCAGCACUGGCAACUACGAUCCCUCAUCAGCGCCGAGAAACAAAACUUUGUCUACUUUCCCGGAGGCACCGGUAGCAACCACGUCCAACGGCUCAACACAGCGACCAAGGUAUGCGAGACCGUCAGGUUUCUCUCCUUUUCGCCACGGUGCCUGGUGGCUGAGAACGGCUGGGUAUGUUGCGGAGGAGAGACGGGCGAGUUCACGGCGAUUCAGACGGACAGCGCAGGCGAUGAUGACAACAACCUUGGUCUCCAACUCAAUCUCGAACCCGACGUUAGAUUGCCCCUCGGACUCGACUCCGACUCUGCUCGGCCAGAAGACAACAUCUUUUCUCUCCUCAGCCAGGCGCGGCGGACGAAUAUGAGUAGCAGAACGAACAAAAGCGUUGUUGCUAGGAGCCAGAAGCUGGCGCGUGACCGCGUCAACUGCAUAACGAUGUGGUUUCCGCCAGCCGCCGGCCCGAUGCACCAUGGUGCCUAUACCGAACCUGCUGCCGUCCUGGCCAACAACGACAAGACGGUAGUCCUGGUCGGACUGCACGACUUUGAAAAUCAGGAGAAGGUUGAGCCACUAGAUGUUGUAACGUACCCGGACUAUGUCAACCGCGCCAUCAUUUCGCCCGACGGCCGUCUUCUGAUUGCGAUUCUUGACGACCCCUUCUUAUACAUUCACCACAGAGUUGAGGCAGCCGUUGAUGAGAACGGCCCAUUCAGAAGCGACGACAAGAUUGAGUACCGCUGGGAGCUGUGCGGCAAAAUCCUGCUCAAGAGUCAGCGGAGAGACGACGGGUCCGACAGCAGAGGGAGUUUUGCGGCAUGCUUUUCCAAUACUGGGGCAUACUUGGCUGUGGGAACACAGUACGGCACGAUCUCUGUAUUUGAUGUCGAGAGCCUCACUGACCCUGACGUUGCCGAUCCCUUGUUGACCUCUUUUACGUCAUCACGUCCGAUGGCUGGAUCCGGGGCUGUCCGCGACAUGGCUUUCUGCCCUGGUCCUUACGAUCUCUUGGCCUGGACAGAAGACCGCGGACAUGUUGGCAUUGCCGAUCUAAGAAGUGGCUUCGUGCAGCGUCAAGUCCUGGAUAUCAGUGCUACCGACGACUACGACCACAUUCCCGUCCUCGACCGUGCCACGAUUGACCCUCGUCUGCUUGAGGGUCGUGGUGAACCAAGUGAUACUUUAUCCUCCAUUUUACCAGAUGCUAGCGAGAUACGUCGGCGGCGCGGUGAUGGCCCAAGCGGCCGCCACCACCUAGCCCUUACGCCCGAUGAGACGCGGGUGCUCGAGGCUUUGCAGGAGGAGCGCAGGAGACGUGAAAUGAGAGAUCGAAUUUCGGCAAGAGUGGCAGAACCAGGGCCACAGCAAUCGCCGAUGCAAUUCUUUGGAGCGAUGCCCCCUCUGGGAGGGAGAGGGGCCCGGAUUGAUCCUGAAAUACUGGCACGGGCACGAAAUGGGAGUGCCGCGCGUCGAGAGCAAACGGCCUCGAUGCGGACAACCCGCGAGCGUACGGCUGUCGAGCCCGGAGAGCCCAGUGACGAUGCCAGCCAGAACGUAUCCAGGGCUAUUGGUGACCUCCUUGGCAACAUUCGCGACUCGAGAGAACGAGCGCAAGAACGCAUACGGACUACUCAACGGCUUAUUUUGCAGUCCAACACCGAUCGAGAGCGCAUGCUGGACUUGGCGAAUCCUCAUUUGCCCAGGCGUUCGGCGAGCAUACGGCCAAGCGACACUUCGGCGGCGGCGGCGGCGGCGGCGGCACAGCGUGGCACAGGCGGGGUUCGCAGCCUGACGUCUUCCGGGAGCGGCUGGGCAGACCUUGAGGCUCUCUACAGCCUUUCCUUCGAGAGCAACAUCCAGGAUCUGCGGCAAGCCGUCAGAGACCGCGACAGAGACCGGGACCGCACGUCAAUACUUCCGCUACUCAACUCCGUUGCGAUUCGCGAGCUGGAGGAGCGCAAUAGCCGUCGGCGUGUCGUGCUUGAGCAUGGCGUUCAUGAGGCUCCUCCCGAGCCCGAUAAUACCGCCGGAGUUUCGUGGAGCGGGAAUGGCAGGAUACUGUACGUGGGGGCUGAAAACGGCAUUUACGAGUUCCAUGUUGAUGUACAAGGCCGCAAGUUCCACCCCAGCUUGACGUUGCGGUAG